This is a messenger RNA of Labeo rohita (rohu), 2383 nucleotides long. RefSeq names its product transmembrane protein 179Bb (gene tmem179bb). Lineage: Eukaryota; Metazoa; Chordata; Actinopteri; Cypriniformes; Cyprinidae. The record is from RefSeq and is a predicted model, not a curated record. The coding region runs from base 699 to 1505 and encodes 268 amino acids. The transcript is spliced from 7 exons.
CCUGGAACAAGAAACAACAACAACAACAGUGUCGGUAAAGAACUGGAGAUGAAAUAUGACGUGGUGUGUGAAGAAAAUAAGGAAAACCAAGGGAUGGAAGUCAGUAGGGAUCAGAAACUGUUUGGUUCUUCAAAAUAUCUUCUUUUGUCUUCCAAAGAAAUAAAUUCAGACAGGUAACAACUUGAAGGUGAGUUAAAGAUGAAAAAAUGUUUAUAUUUGGGUGAACUAUCCCUUUAUUCCUGGUGCACUGUUUUCAUCCUAUUCAUUUGUUUUUAUUCCUGUUAAUUGUUGUCACAGCUCACUUACUUUUCAGCUAUUAGUAAAUAACUUUAUUUUUACUCUAAUAAAUAGCAAAUCUUUCAUAACUAUCAUUAGUGUAAUCAUCACGGACAUGGAGACGCAACUAAUUCACUUUUAUCUUUUUUUUAUGUAUAGUUCAGCUGUUGAUUAUUUGUGAGAUCAUAUCUUUAUGCCUGUUUAUACUUUUCUCUCAUAUCAACAACUGGUCUGUCAUAAGCAGAUACUGAUAUAUCUGAUAUUUAGAAAAAGGUGGGUUUUUUUGUUUGUUUGCUUUUUUGAGUAAAUCAUAAUUUAUAGCUGUAUGGCACAUGCUUCAGGCUAGCUAGACCUGAAUGCAGUCAUUUAUUAUAGCCAACCUAAUAGCAAUGCUGUGAAAUUCUUCGGCCCGAUUGUCAAAAAUGAUUCUGAAAAGCAACAUUGUUGUGAGGACAGGACAUGCUUUAGAGACGAUCCACACAGCACAGCAGUUCGAAGAGCACAUGAAUGAGGUAUUCGGCUGCUUGACUCCGAAAGACAGUGACCGUGAGAGCAUGUUCAUGAUGGGACUACCAUGGCUGCUAGUUUUGGAGCUUGUCCUUUACGCUGGUUGUUUCAUCUGUGGAGUGAUAGCUGCCGCCUGGAUGACACUCACUCAGGGUCACUUUGAUGGACGGUGCAUCCUUUAUGGAAGUGUUCAUUAUAAUGCAUCUGGCCAGGCUCUGAUCGUAGAAGGUUCCAGUUCUCCUUCCGUCUGCUAUUUUGUAUCAGCCAUCGCUGUGUGCAUGGCUAUUUAUUGCUUUUCCCUUAUUCUUUACUGGAUCUAUGCCAGCUGUUUAGAUGAGGAUGUGAGAAGGGGGGCUUUUUCUCUCAACGCCUCUCUGGGAGUCUGUGGUCUUCUUCUGUUUUUUCUCUUGGUAUCAGGAUGUAUUCUCAAGAUCGGUCGGGACAGCCUGUGUUUCUCUGUCCUUCAUAACACUCCCUCCAUUACCAGUUGUGAAGAUGCAGAAAAUAAGACAUGGGCCCACCCGUACACUGGAAAUCAGUUCUACACAGGACUGUACAGUACUGAGAGAUCUAUGUGGGUAAGCUUCUUCUUCUGGGUGUUAAUAACGGCCGUGGUGGUCAUACAGAAACGCCAGAGCUCAAGGUUGAAGGUUUGGGGCGAUGAUGAGUGGAGCCGUGCUGAGACAGAGCCCUUCCUCCAUCGCCCGUCCCGCCAGAGAUAAAUCACCAGAGGUCACUAUUACAUGAGCUUAUGUAGUGUUUAGUACAUACCCUUAGAUGGGACCACAAGUAGUUAUGAAAUAUCGUAUAAUAUUUUCCUUGCAACAUUUGAAUUUUUAUUUAGUUAUUCACAUAAACAGUUAUUUGAUGUAUGAUAGCUAAUUACAUACACAAAGUAUAAAUAUGUCCAAAGACGUCUAAGACCAUGUCUUUGGACAUGACAGAUAUAAGAAAAAUACGAAAUGCUAAUAUACAGUCAACCAACCAUUAUUGCAAAAUAAAGUAAUCAAGACCUCAAAACAAAGAGGAGAGUUCCUGCUUACUACAAGGAUAUUUAGUCCAUUAUAAAUAAUAAAUAAAUGAAUGGACACAGUAUUGUAAUCAGAGUUUAAAUAAUUUUAUAUUAUAAUUAUCUUAAUUAUAGUAUAUUGGCUAUGUAAAUUAUAUAUAUUACUGACACUUUCAGCAAUAACAGUACUUUUCUACAUGUUGCACUUAAAGGGAUAGUUCAACCAAAAAUGAAAAUUCUGUCAUUACUCAUCCUACAGUCGUUUCAAACAGCCCAGAAAGAUAGUAAGAACUAAGGCAAAGGUAGUUCUUUGCAACCAAAAAGUAUUCUCAUAGCUUCAUAAAAGGUAUUACGAGUUUGUAACAAAAUGAGGGUGAGUAAUUAAUGACAAAAUUACUAUCCCUUUAACGUCUUAAAAUAAGAGCUAAAUGUGAAGAUGGGAAUGGGGAUCUGUAUUUUGUAUCCAUAUUUAUGUUACUGUCUUUCAAGAUUGUGAAACGUUGUGCUUGUGUGCUUAGUGUAAAAUAUUAAUUCUUUACAAAUGUGUGCUGUGGAUUGUUUAGAGAAUUAAAUUAAAAAUGUCAAUAAGUG